Molecule: messenger RNA, 1508 nt
Organism: Medicago truncatula (barrel medic)
Lineage: Eukaryota; Viridiplantae; Streptophyta; Magnoliopsida; Fabales; Fabaceae
Product: ATP-dependent DNA helicase PIF1
Exons: 2
Coding region: 208-1089 (293 amino acids)
Biological process (GO): DNA replication
Cellular component (GO): replication fork
Source: RefSeq, a predicted model, not a curated record
GCUGUUGUAUGUUUUUAAGUCAAGGCUGACUGAAGGUAAGGUGUACAAGCUGUCCUGUUUUUCGGUGGAAAGACUAUUGUAUUUGGAGGAGAUUUUCGUCAAAUUUUGCCCGUUGUUCCUAAAGGGGGGCGUGCUGAUGUUGUGCAUGCCACCAUUAAUUCAUCUCCUUUAUGGUCUGUUUGUAAUGUAUUGGAGUUGACACAGAACAUGAGGUUGCAGGCAUCUUCGGAUGUGCAUGAAAAUGAGAUGUUGAAUCAAUUUGCACAAUGGAUCUUAAGUAUUGGUGAUGGUAAGGUUGGUGAUGACACUGAUGGCGAGGCUGUUGUAGAAAUUCCGAGUGAUCUGUUGGUGGAUCAUUCCGGUGAUCCUAUUGGCGAUAUUGUUGCGGCAACAUACCCUGGUGUUGUUGAAAAUCUGGUUGAUGCAACAUUUUUUCAAGAUCGUGCCAUUCUCGCACCAACUCUUGAGUUGGUUGAAAAGGUUAAUGAUUAUGUGAUGGCAAUGAUACCUGGAGAUGAAAAGGAAUAUUUGAGUUGUGAUUCGGUUUGCAAAUGCGACGAUGAUAUAGGUGUUGAUCAUCGAUGGAUUACAACUGAUUUCUUGAAUGACAUCAAGUGUUCGGGAAUGCCAAACCAUAGGUUAUGUUUGAAGGUUGGAGUUCCUGUCAUGUUGCUUCGCAACGUUGAUCAAGCAUCUGGUCUCUGCAAUGGAACACGUUUGAUUAUUGUCUCCUUGGGGAAAAAUGUGAUUUGUGCACGUGUUAUUGGUGGUACACAUGCUGGUGAGGUUUCCUACAUUCCUCGGAUGAAUCUGAUUCCUUCUGGUGCUAAUGUUUCCAUUACUUUUGAGAGGUGUCAGUUUCCAUUGGUUCUUUCAUUUGCUAUGACCAUAAACAAGAGCCAAGGUCAAACUUUAACCUCUGUUGGACUUUAUUUGCCAAGGCCAGUAUUUACUCAUGGCCAACUUUACGUUGCUGUAUCGAGGGUGAAGAGUAGGAGUGGAUUGAAGAUCUUGAUAACCGAUGAAAAUGGUUCACCAUCGUCGUCCACCGUCAAUGUAGUCUACCAGGAGGUUUUUCAGAAAAUUUGAAAUUAAUUGCAUUCAAAUUGAGGACUGGGAUACUGCAUUGAUGCUGUUUCUGGAUUUCUUGGUGUAAUUUGUAUUUCUCCGUUUUGGAUCUGUGGUCUGACCUGAAGUGUGUCUGCUAUAUGGUUUAUUUCCUUAGGUUUAUCCAAAUGUUGCUUCAUCUUAUUAUGACCAUUGUUUAUGUGUUCUAUAGAUGCCCCUGCGUUUCUUUUAGUUAUAUAAAUAGGUAAAGCAGUGCUGCUGUGUUGUUGGACCUACGUUGCUGACCAAUCUUUUAUGUAUAAGAGACUUUGUAGUGGCAAUAUUGCUCAAUUUCUAUUCCUGUUUGUACUUUGGUAUCUUUAUUAAUUUCUCAUGUAUGUUGAAGGCACCGUGAAUUAUGAAAAUUAAUAUAUUUCCAGUUAUGUUGCAUCGAUAAGAAA